Molecule: messenger RNA, 2444 nt
Organism: Sinocyclocheilus grahami
Lineage: Eukaryota; Metazoa; Chordata; Actinopteri; Cypriniformes; Cyprinidae
Product: protein lin-54 homolog
Exons: 12
Coding region: 282-2444 (720 amino acids)
Biological process (GO): regulation of DNA-templated transcription
Cellular component (GO): nucleus
Source: RefSeq, a predicted model, not a curated record
CUGAAAAAAAUGUUUCAACAAAAAUAUUAAGCAGCACCACUAUUUUCAACAACAAUAUAAGAAGACAUGUUUCUUAAGCAGCAAAUCAGCAUAUUACAGCGAUUUCUAAUAGCCUUGGUGAAAAUAAGAGCUAGAAAAUUUUGAACAGUGGUGUACUUGCAAUAUAUUUACACUGUUUCAGUAAUAUAGUCUCAUCUCUUGUUUGUGGAUGUUUCUAUGUUUUUACUCAUUUAAGAAAUGAAUUUUUCAUCCCCAGUGUGUUUUCAGUAACUUCGUACACGAUGGAUGUGGUUUCACCUGAGCUCAACAGCCUCCUCCCUGAUGAGAUUAUGGAUACGGAAUCCAUCGCGAUGGAAGAAGAGCUCCCCGCCGAGCACCUCGCUGCUCCUCCCCAAUCUGAACCAGAGCCGCUGCAGGUUCCUAUGGAGACAGAGCUGCCUGAAAUCGUCAGCUUGUGUCCAGCCACCACGUCUAUGAAGAUGACCUCCACCGACGCUCAGUGCAGCACCAGCUCAGGAACUCAGCUCCUCCUCGCCCCCUCCAACCUUAUAUCCGGCACUACCACCUCUGCCAAAACCACCGGUCCUGCGGUGACUCAGAACCUCCCCAAAAUCCCCAGCGUUACGGUCCCGGCCAACCACCAGCUCAUCAUCAACAAAUUGUCCGGCACCCCCGCUGUGGUUAGCAAGUCUCCAGGCGCUGCUGUGCUCAAGCCAGAGGGCCAGAAACUCUUGGUUGCUGGCCUCAGUAAAACAGGGCAGCCCAUUAUGUUGGCUCUCCCUCACACUUGGAACAAGCCCGCCACUACCCAGGGCACAGGAGAUGUUAAGGCCCAGCCGACGCAGAUCAAACUGAUGACGACAGUAGGGAAGCCUGUGAUAGCGGUGAGCUCAGGCAGUCAGCUGAUGGGCAGCUCCACCACACUGCAGGCGCAGCAGCUCAAAACACUUCAGUUCACAAAGAAGGCCGCAGUAUCUACAGCUGGACCGAUGAUUACAAAGCUCAUCAUCACAAAAGCCCUGAACAAUAAAGGACUGUCCAGCCCAGCUUCUGUGGCUCCUGUAGUGACUGGGCGAGUUGUUACCCAGAGUACUCCAGUGACACCUCCACGCAACAUCACCUUUGGUGAGACCAUCAGCACUGUGCCACAGAAUACGUCUGGUAACAGCAAAGUCGCCAUCUCACCUCUCAAGUCUCCCAGCAAGCUGACUGUGGUUUCGGUGGCCAGUCAGUCUCCAAACUCGCCUCAGAAGUCUGUGACGCUGCCGCUCAGCGUGGCUCUGGGCCAGCAGAUCCUCACUGUUCAACAGUCUGCCGCCACCUCUCCAGCUAAAGCUGGAACCAGCCAGUCCACCGCACAGACUGUAAAGCCAGUGCAGACGGUGGGAGGAGUGGGAACAUCCCAGUUUAAGACCAUCAUCCCCCUCACCACACCUCCCAAUGUGCAGCAGAUCCAGGUGCCGGGCAGCCGCUUCCAUUAUGUGCGUCUGGUAACGGCCACCACCGGCAGUAGCACCGCACAGUCGAGCGGCAGCACCAACACCAACCCUUCAAUCCAUCCAGCCAAGCCUGUGAUGAUGAACGCUGCAGUACGGAUGUCUGUACCCAUUGUCUCAGCACAGACCAUCAAACAGGUAGUACCCAAACCCUUGACGUCAGCAGCCCAGGUGGUGACCACCAGUCAGACGCCCCAGCGUCUCAUCAUGCCAGCCACACAUCUGCCACAGAUCCAGCCCAACCUCACCAGCCUGCCGCCGGGCACUGUGCUCGCCCCCGCCCAUGGCUCUGGAAACAUGGGCUACGCUGUGUUACCGGCCCCAUACGUUACGCAGAUCCCUCAACCUGCGUUUGUGACUUUGACCAGCAGCUCCACCUUCUCUACAGCCACCCCUAUACAGACUCAAGCCAGGCUUUCACUUAACGGUUUAUCAACGUCUGAAGCAGCUUCAAGGCAGAGAAAACCCUGCAACUGCACACGGUCACAGUGUCUGAAGUUGUAUUGCGAUUGCUUUGCCAACGGGGAGUUCUGUAAUAACUGCAACUGUGUUAAUUGCUUCAACAACCUUGAUCAUGAGAGUGAAAGACUGAAGGCCAUCAAGGCAUGUUUAGACAGAAACCCUGUGGCUUUUAAGCCCAAGAUUGGCAAAGGCAAAGAAGGAGAGUCAGACAGAAGACACAGCAAAGGCUGCAACUGUAAGAAAUCUGGCUGUCUGAAAAACUACUGCGAGUGUUAUGAGGCAAAGAUCAUGUGUUCGUCCAUGUGCAAGUGCAUGGGCUGCAAGAACUUCGAGGAGAGUCCAGAGAGGAAGACGCUGAUGCACCUGGCAGACGCUGCAGAGGUACGAGUCCUGCAGCAAACCGCAGCCAAAACCAAACUGUCCUCACAGAUCUCGGAUCUGCUCACCAGAACCACACCGGCCAUCACCAGCGGCGGCGGAAAGUAA